Molecule: messenger RNA, 723 nt
Organism: Daldinia caldariorum
Lineage: Eukaryota; Fungi; Ascomycota; Sordariomycetes; Xylariales; Hypoxylaceae
Exons: 4
Coding region: 1-723 (240 amino acids)
Biological process (GO): transmembrane transport
Cellular component (GO): membrane
Molecular function (GO): transmembrane transporter activity
Source: RefSeq, a predicted model, not a curated record
AUGGGUGGCUAUUUCUCUAGCCUGAAGGCCGGCACGCGCCAGAUUGCCCACGAGAUAGACUGUGAUCUUGACGAUCCUGAAAUGAGCGAGCAAAUUUCUAGACACCAGUCGAGUCAUGAUAACUUGGUAUUUACUGGACGUGGCCUAUUGCAGGUCAUUCUCAGAGUAACAGACAUGACGGGCUUGGCCUUGGUAACACCAAAACUAUCUCUGCAACCUGGCUUUCGAAGCCGUCACCGGAGUCGAACGUUUCUACAUCCCCGGAAGAGCUCGUAUGUAGCAACACAGCCUGGCGAGCGGACCCGGCCCGGACCACAUAUCACAAUAUACGAAAUGCUCCGACAGGACAGUAUACGAAAUAUCGUAACCAUAUCAAGCGGAGCAUUACCUGGAAGCGUUAUCGUUCUGCUUGCGAUUGACUACAUCGCUCGGACUACACGGAUGGGUUGGAUGUUUGUUGCGCUAGCCGGGCUUUUCGCCAUCAACGGCGGGACAUUCUUCGUCACCUUCGAGACUGAUCAGCAUACGCUGACGGUAACGCUGUACGUACUGGCACAGGUUAUCUUCAACCUUGGACCGAGUACUAUCAUAUUUAUGCUCCCAGCGGAGCCCUUUGCGACCAAGUACCGGGGCACAUUCUACGGUCUCGCGGCAGCUUCUGGGAAGCUCGGUGCAAUAACCACCCUCUUGAUAACAAACCUUGCGGUAUAUGGUGGCGAGUGA